Aspergillus bombycis is the source of this 468-nucleotide messenger RNA. RefSeq lists its product as uncharacterized. Lineage: Eukaryota; Fungi; Ascomycota; Eurotiomycetes; Eurotiales; Aspergillaceae. The coding region runs from base 1 to 468 and encodes 155 amino acids. The transcript has 2 exons. The record is from RefSeq and is a predicted model, not a curated record.
AUGGCAGCCCUUGCCGCCCCUGCCCUGGGAAAUCCAGCAUACUACUACUGGCGACAAUAUAUCUCUCCUCCAAUGCAUCCCGCCGAUGCUGGUACCACCCACAUCAACAAUUUCGCUCCAUUCAGUGUCCAUGUGGAUGUAGAACCAUAUGGAUACCAAUACUAUAUUGCACCUGGGCAGCAGCAAUCGGUUCCAGGCGUACCAGUCGCGGACAUCAAAUUUAACGACCAGGUAGAAGUGAGCUAUGUUUCUGGCGAUGAAGGCACGUUUAACUAUGUCAUCAAUCCGAUUGGUGGUGAUUUCCCUGCAUGUGUCCAGGUUUCGCCGAAUGGAUGUGGAUCUUCGACCUGGUGCCCUAACAAGCCCGCGACGGCUCCAGUGACCUGUCGCGCUGGUACCGAGCUGCCAGUAACCUUGUUUGCUCCUAGCUCUAUGAAGAGGAAGAUCCCACAUGAAUUCCUGCUGUAA